GUUAUCAAACGACGGCAAUAAAUUGAAGAACUGCGGGGAAAGAACUUGUAUUUCAUCUAUAAUGCGCCAUCACAAAUCGCACGGAACAGGAAUAAAAACAGAUGGGGGAGUCCACUAUUAGAAGCAUAAGCCGGAUUAUGCACAUGGUUAAUCUAGGCUGAUUUAUUUUCACCACUUUUCUAUUUUACCAUGUUUCCUGCUUUUCCGUAGAAAACAUCUAGUAGCAACGUAGCUCCGCCCUCGAUUACUGCAGCAGUUCUCCCUGAAACGCUAGGCUACGACGUCCACCUUAGCAUGGGACAGUCUGCAAAAUAAAGUCACUGGACACCCCUUUUUUAAUCGCGAACGACAGUCUCGUAACUGGAUUUUAGCAGGGUUUAUAAAUGAUCUUCAACAUGGAUUCAUAAUCAGAUCCUGACUGCAGGAAGCCUCGCCUGGGCGCUGCUUCCACAUUACAUCGCUACAAUGGAUCAGACGUUAAGGGAGCUUUUACUAUCAAAUGCCCAGUGCUGGGAUGCCGACAGUAGGAGGUCAUACCAGGACCUGUUCGAUAGGAUUGAUACCAAUAAAGAUGGAAAGGUGGAUGUUGCUGAAUUACGAGCGGGCCUUAAGGCAAUGGGCAUAUUCCACCAGGGUGAUGCACAGAAAAUUGUGUUUUCUGGUGACAAAAACAAAGACGGGAGCCUCGACUUCAACGAGUUUUCCAAAUACCUGAAAGAGCACGAGAAGAAGUUGCGGCUGACAUUCAAGAGUCUGGACAGAAACAACGAUGGUUGCAUUGAUGCUUCAGAGAUCCAGCAGUCUCUUUCAGAGCUGGGCAUGGAUGUCAGCAGAGAGGAUGCCCUGAAAAUACUACAGAGUAUGGACCAUGAUGGGACAAUGACGGUGGACUGGAACGAGUGGAGAGAACACUUCCUGUUAAACCCUGCUCAGAACCUGAAAGAGAUCAUACGCUACUGGAAACACUCCUCGGUGCUGGACAUAGGUGAAAGUCUUGCCAUCCCAGAUGAAUUCACAGAGGAGGAGAAGAGCUCAGGAGGCUGGUGGAAGCACCUUAGUGCAGGUGCAGUGGCAGGGGCCAUCUCUCGCACUGGUACCGCCCCCUUGGACAGAAUUAAAGUCUUCAUGCAGGUUCAUUCUUCUAAGACCAACCGGAUAAGCCUGGUAGGCGGCUUCAAGCAGAUGAUCUCAGAGGGAGGUCUAACUUCACUGUGGAGGGGAAAUGGGAUCAAUGUUUUAAAGAUCGCACCUGAGACUGCAAUCAAAUUCAUGUCAUAUGAACAAUAUAAGAGGUUGUUAUCAUCAGAGGGCAAGAUGAUUGAGACGCACAAGAGGUUUAUGGCUGGCUCUCUGGCUGGGGCCACAGCACAGACAGCCAUCUACCCAAUGGAGGUACUGAAAACUAGACUGACCCUCAGGAAAACUGGUCAGUAUUCAGGAAUGUUUGAUUGUGCCAAAAAGAUCCUGAGGAACGAGGGCGUCAUGGCUUUCUACAAGGGCUACAUUCCAAACUUAGUGGGCAUCAUUCCCUACGCUGGGAUAGACCUCGCUGUUUAUGAGAGUCUAAAGAACGCCUGGUUGUCAUACCACGCCAAAGACUCAGCUAACCCUGGAGUUCUGGUGUUGGUGGGCUGCGGGACCAUCUCCAGUACCUGCGGCCAGCUGGCCAGCUAUCCACUCGCACUUGUACGCACACGGAUGCAGGCACAAGCGUCUCUGGAUGCGUCAGACCGGUCCUCCAUGAGUAGUCUGAUGAAGACAAUCGUAGCCAAAGAUGGCUUUUUCGGACUCUACCGGGGCAUCCUGCCAAACUUCAUGAAAGUCAUUCCUGCUGUCAGCAUUAGCUAUGUGGUUUAUGAGUACAUGAAGACUGGCUUAGGAAUCUCCAAAUGAUGCUGCAAGCAAAUGGAAAAAAAAGAACAUUUACUGUGUUUGUCAAACUUGAAAAUGCCUGAAAUAACUCCAAGAAAACAGACAGACAUCAAACAUACAGAGCAUGACUUCCACCAGCUGGCACAGGAGUUCAGUUGAUGGAAAUGGUAUGUAUCCCGCUAAGGGUUGUCUGUCAUUAGCUAAAGUAUUUAUCAUUUAUUGUGAGCAUGCUUCAAGUUUUAUCCUGCUGUUACACAUAACACACUCCCAAAAACGGUCAAAAACAAUAUUUGACACAAAGAUAUUACUGUACAUAACACAGACAUAUUAGAAUAUAUAAUACAUAGUAGGUUGUUCUGUUGAUCCUAUGGUUAGUCUUUUAAAACUGUGAUCAAAGCAAAGCGGUAGCUCAAUGGGAAACACUGUUGUGCUUUUUGGUAACAAAAGACAUAUGUUGUCUAAAUACAGGUGGAGCUUAUCCAAAAAAGACACACAGCAGUGUUCUUUGUCUUAUUUCAUAUUCGAAUGAGGAAAAAUGACACUAUGCCGGUUUAAAUGUUUAAGCCCACACCCUUUAGAGGUAAUUUAACACACUUCUAAGUUGUAACCUGCUGUAGAGUGACAUCAGCUCCAGUCAGCAGCUGUUAACUAAAAAUAACUGGCCCCCGAAAAAUCAAUAUCUUGUUAACACUGGAAUACUGUGUACACAUAACAUGCAUCUUGUGCAAUGUGAAAACUAACCACUAAUUGUGUCACCAUUGUGUUAUUUGAUUAUCAUCUAUAUGUGCCUUACAGCUACUCGAUGGGAACUAUAGCCCAUAUAUAUAUGUGUGUGUGUGUGUGUGUGUUUUGAUGAUAUAUGGGUUUCAAUGAUGGUUACUACCACCUUACAUGGUAACAUUUGUAAGACAACAGUAAUAACUGGUCAUUGAUUCAGUGAUUCUUGCAAGUAGCGUGUUUUUUUUUGUUGUGUUACUUCUCAUUUCAACAGACUAAAUGACCUCCACCCAAACAGAAAUACACACCCACAACUGAAUAGUGUGACAUUUACCCUUUUGUUUCUUGGUUUUCCAUAUAGCCCAGUUGUGGGAAAUCUUUGUCUACCAUGUAAGAUGACACUACGCCUUUGUCUUUAUAAUAAGUUACAUUAAUGUGGAUGUUAAGAAACUAAUGGCCACUGAACAUGAACACGUGGAAACUUCAUAUAGAAUAUUAACAUGGUCGUUCCUGGAAGGCUCACUUCAGAACAAUGGUUUGGUGGUGCAAAGUCCAGCUAUUCGGAGUGGGGAUCAGUAGUUUGAAGAUCACUGAGAUGUGCUAACAGCACCACCUAGUGGUUAAUAAAGACAUAACAUGGGACACGUUUCCAUGCGAAACUGGAA
This is a messenger RNA of Micropterus salmoides (largemouth bass), 3254 nucleotides long. Its product is annotated as calcium-binding mitochondrial carrier protein SCaMC-1-like. Gene Ontology annotation, biological process: transmembrane transport. Lineage: Eukaryota; Metazoa; Chordata; Actinopteri; Centrarchiformes; Centrarchidae. The record is from RefSeq and is a predicted model, not a curated record. Bases 466 to 1893 code for a protein of 475 amino acids. Gene Ontology annotation, molecular function: calcium ion binding; ATP transmembrane transporter activity. The transcript is spliced from 10 exons. Gene Ontology annotation, cellular component: mitochondrial inner membrane.